AUGCUCCGAGCUCUUCGCGGAGCUGCGAGCUCGAUUUUUGGCGGUAUCGCCAAAAAUGAGCAGAUUUUGAGUAGAAGGAUGUUGUCGACAGCUGCGCCAAGCGAAGAGCCAGCCAUCAAAAAAGAGGAAUCGGAAGAAACACCGGAAGAAACAGCUGGAGAACCAAUGAAGGUGAGAAAAUAUGUAUUUUGUGGUUUUUACGCUUGACUUACUUGCUAGGGAGAAAAUUAAGAGUUUUAGCAGUUUUCAAAAUUGCUCGUUUUGAAACCGUAAAAAUUAUUUCUACCUUUUUAAUAAAAUCCCGAUUGGGUGGUGUCUCGAUGGAAGAAGCAUUUUUCAAUGGGGUCCCCCCUGUUCUCUUUUUUUAGAUGUCGCAAUUUUGGACAUUUCCCAUUUUUUCCGAAAAUCAUACCUUCGCGAACGUCCAAAAGGAUCCGAUCCUGGACCUUCUGAACAAAAAACACGUGAUCUAACCACUUAACCAUUUCUGACACAAGAAAUGACCAUUAAUUCGCUUAGAAAUGCUCGAAGAAAAAUUUUUGACGUGAGAAAAAUAAUCUACCUUUUUUUCAGAAAAAAAAUUAUUGUCAGAAAAAAUUUUAGUGAGCAUUUAUAGAGUACUGUCUAAAGAACAUUCUAUUUUUUUAUCAAAUAUUGCCCCGCCUGGGGCCUAACAGCCCCUAUCGAGUACUUUAAAACAGAAAAAUGAUUUUCCAUGGCAAAAUUAGGAAGCCUUCCUGAUUCCUAAUUUUGCAACGAGUCAUUUUUCAAUCAAAAAACUUGAAUUUUUUGAUGAAAACAAUUGUAAUUCAUUUGUAAGAUUUUUGAAAAAAAAAUCGGCCCGAGACUUUUGGAAAAAAAUCGGCCCGAGAUUUUUGAAAAAAAAAUCGGCCCGAUUUUUGGAAAAAAAAUCGGGCCGAGAUUUUUGAAAAAAAAUCGGGCCGAGAUUUUUGGAAAAAAAAUCGGACCGAGAUUUUUGAAAAAAAAAAAUCGGCCCGAGAUUUUUGGAAAAAAAAUCGGGCCGAGAUUUUUGAAAAAAAAUCGGGCCGAGAUUUUUGGAAAAAAAAUCGGACCGAGAUUUUUGAAAAAAAAAUCGGCCCGAGAUUUUUGGAAAAAAAAUCGGGCCGAGAUUUUUGAAAAAAAAUCGGCCCGAGACUUUUGGAAAAAAAAAUCGGCCCGAGAUUUUUGGAAAAAAAAUCGGCCCGAGAUUUUUGGAAAAAAAAUCGGGCCGAGAUUUUUGAAAAAAAAUCGGGCCGAGACUUUUGAAAAAAAAAAUCGGCCCGAGAUUUUUGGAAAAAAAUCGGGCCGAGAUUUUUGAAAAAAUCGGCCCGAGAUUUUUGGAAAAAAAUCGGGCCGAGAUUUUUGAAAAAAAAUCGGCCCGAGACUUUUGGAAAAAAAAAUCGGCCCGAGAUUUUUGGAAAAAAAUCGGGCCGAGAUUUUUGAAAAAAAAUCGGGCCGAGAUUUUUGAAAAAAAAUCGGACCGAGAUUUUUCAAAAAAUCGGCCCGAGUUUUUUCAAAAAAAAAAUCGGCCCGAGAUUUUUGGAAAAAAAUCGGCCCGAGAUUUUUGGAAAAAAAAUCGGGCCGAGAUUUUUGAAAAAAAAUCGGCCCGAGACUUUUGGAAAAAAAAAUCGGCCCGAGAUUUUUGGAAAAAAAAUCGGGCCGAGAUUUUUGAAAAAAAAUCGGACCGAGAUUUUUGAAAAAAAAAUCGGCCCGAGAUUUUUGGAAAAAAAAUCGGGCCGAGAUUUUUGAAAAAAAAUCGGGCCGAGACUUUUGAAAAAAAAAUCGGCCCGAGAUUUUUGGAAAAAAAAUCGGGCCGAGAUUUUUGAAAAAAAAUCGGCCCGAGAUUUUUGGAAAAAAAUCGGGCCGAGAUUUUUGAAAAAAAAUCGGCCCGAGACUUUUAGAAAAAAAAUCGGCCCGAGAUUUUUGGAAAAAAAAUCGGGCCGAGAUUUUUGAAAAAAAAUCGGGCCGAGAUUUUUGAAAAAAAAUCGGACCGAGAUUUUUCAAAAAAAUCGGCCCGAGUUUUUUCAAAAAAAAAAAUCGGCCCGAGAUUUUUGGAAAAAAAAUCGGCCCGAGAUUUUUGGAAAAAAAAUCGGGCCGAGAUUUUUGAAAAAAAAUCGGCCCGAGACUUUUGGAAAAAAAAAUCGGCCCGAGAUUUUUGGAAAAAAAAUCGGGCCGAGAUUUUUGAAAAAAAAAUCGGGCCGAGAUUUUUGAAAAAAAAAAUCGGACCGAGAUUUUUGAAAAAAAAAAAUCGGCCCGAGACUUUUGAAAAAAAAAAUCGGACCGAGAUUUUUUCAAAAAAAAUCGGCCCGAGAUUUUUCAAAAAAAAUCGGCCCGAGAUUUUUGAAAAAAAAAUCGGCCCGAGACUUUUGAAAAAAAUCGGCCCGAGUUUUUUCAAAAAAAUCGGCCCGAGAGUUUUGAAAAAAAAUCGGCCCGAGACUUUUGGAAAAAAAUCGGCCCGAGAUUUUUGAAAAAAAAAUCGGCCCGAGACUUUUGGAAAAAAAUCGGGCCGAGAUUUUUGGAAAAAAAAUCGGCCCGAGAUUUUUGAAAAAAAAAUCGGCCCGAGAUUUUUGGAAAAAAAAUCGGGCCGAGAUUUUUGAAAAAAAAUCGGGCCGAGAUUUUUGAAAAAAAAAAUCGGGCCGAGAUUUUUGGAAAAAAAUCGGGCCGAGAUUUUUGAAAAAACUCAUCGACUCCAUUUUUACAUUUUUGGAUUAAUCCAAAUCUGUAACUUCUUAUUUAGGUCUCAAAAAAAAUCGGCCCGAGACUUUUGGAAAAAAAAAUCGGGCCGAGAUUUUUGGAAAAAAAUCGGGCCGAGAUUUUUGGAAAAAAAUCGGGCCGAGAUUUUUGAAAAAAACUCAUCGACUCCAUUUUUACAUUUUUGGAUUAAUCCAAAUCUGUAACUUCUUAUUUAGGUCUCAAAAAAAAUCGGCCCGAGACUUUUGGAAAAAAAAAAUCGGGCCGAGAUUUUUGAAAAAAAAAUCGGGCCGAGAUUUUUGAAAAAAAAUCGGGCCGAGACUUUUGAAAAAAAUCGGGCCGAGAUUUUUGAAAAAAAUCGGCCCGAGACUUUUGAAAAAAAAUCGGGCCGAGAUUUUUGGAAAAAAAAUCGGCCCGAGAUUUUUGAAAAAAAAAUCGGACCGAGAUUUUUUCAAAAAAAAUCGGCCCGAGACUUUUGGAAAAAAAAUCGGCCCGAGAUUUUUGGAAAAAAAAUCGGGCCGAGAUUUUUGAAAAAAAAUCGGGCCGAGACUUUUGAAAAAAAAUCGGGCCGAGAUUUUUGAAAAAAAAAUCGGACCGAGAUUUUUUCAAAAAAAAUCGGCCCGAGACUUUUGAAAAAAAAAAUCGGACCGAGAUUUUUUCAAAAAAAAUCGGCCCGAGACUUUUGAAAAAAAAUCGGACCGAGAUUUUUCAAAAAAAAAUCGGCCCGAGACUUUUGAAAAAAAAAAUCGGGCCGAGACUUUUGAAAAAAAAUCGGGCCGAGAUUUUUGAAAAAAAAAAAUCGGACCGAGAUUUUUGGAAAAAAAAUCGGCCCGAGAUUUUUGAAAAAAAAAUCGGGCCGAGAUUUUUGGAAAAAAAAAAUCGGCCCGAGAUUUUUGAAAAAAAAAUCGGACCGAGAUUUUUUCAAAAAAAAUCGGCCCGAGACUUUUGGAAAAAAAAAUCGGCCCGAGACUUUUGGAAAAAAAAUCGGCCCGAGAUUUUUGGAAAAAAAAUCGGGCCGAGAUUUUUGAAAAAAAAUCGGGCCGAGACUUUUGAAAAAAUCGGGCCGAGAUUUUUGAAAAAAAAUCGGACCGAGAUUUUUUCAAAAAAAAUCGGCCCGAGACUUUUGAAAAAAAAAAUCGGACCGAGAUUUUUUCAAAAAAAAUCGGCCCGAGACUUUUGAAAAAAAAAAUCGGGCCGAGACUUUUGAAAAAAAAUCGGGCCGAGAUUUUUGAAAAAAAAAUCGGACCGAGAUUUUUGAAAAAAAAAUCGGGCCGAGAUUUUUGAAAAAAAAAUCGGACCGAGAUUUUUGAAAAAAAAUCGGACCGAGAUUUUUGAAAAAAAUCGGACCGAGAUUUUUGAAAAAAAAUCGGACCGAGAUUUUUGAAAAAAAAAAUCGGGCCGAGAUUUUUGAAAAAAAAAUCGGGCCGAGAUUUUUGAAAAAAAAAAUCGGACCGAGAUUUUUGAAAAAAAUCGGGCCGAGAUUUUUGAAAAAAAAAAUCGGACCGAGAUUUUUGAAAAAAAAUCGGACCGAGAUUUUUGAAAAAAAAAUCGGGCCGAGAUUUUUGAAAAAAAAAUCGGACCGAGAUUUUUUCAAAAAAAAACUCAUCGACUUCAUUUUUACAUUUUUGGAUUAAUCCAAAUCUGUAACUUCUUACUCAGGUCUACCUUUUUAAUAAAAUCCCGGUUGGGUGAUGUCUCGAUGGAAGUAGGAUUUUUCAAUGAGGUUUAAUACAGAAAAAUGAUUUUCCAUGGCAAAAUUAGGAAGCCUUCCUGAUUCCUGAUUUUGCCACGAGUCAUUUUUUGAUAAAAAAACUUGUAAUUUUUGAUGAAUUCAAUUGUAAUUCUUGUUCUUAACAUCUUUCGAGUACAUUUAAUUCAAAAAAAUAAUUAAAUAAAUUUUUUUUUCAAAAAAUUGAUAGAUGACGUCAUCAAUGGCAAAAUUAGGAAGAUUUCUUGAUUUUGCCACAAGUCAUUUUUUGUUCUGUGGACAAUAAUUACAGAAAAAAAGUGAAACUGAAAUAAAUGAGAAGACUGUUACGCCUGGGGGCUAACAGCCCCUAGUCUUUUUUAAAAUUUUCAUAGUCUCAAAUAUCUCCACACCGUGUGAAAAUUGACGUGGUAUCGAUCAAAAAAGCUCAAAAAUUUAAUUAGAAAAAUCUGAAACAGUUAAAUUUUUACAAGUAAAAAUCAUGAAUUCGUGAGAAAAUUUGAAUUUUAUAAUUUUUGAAACAGUUGAAAAAUUGAUUUUUCUAUUUUUUUGAAAUUUGGUUCCCUAACUAUGGCAUUUUGAGCAAUUUUAUUAAUUCUCUCUUGUCAGUUUUUCCGAAAUAAAAAAAAUCAGUCAUCAACGAUUUGCAGCUCAACAUUUAAUUUAGAAAAUCUGAAACAGUGGAUUUUUUUUAAAUUCUUUACAUUUUGUCUCUACUAGUGAAAAAGUUGAAUUUCAAAGUUGUUAGGAAUCAUUUGAUUCAAAGAAUAAAUUUCAAGUCUGUUGGGAUUUUUAUCAAUUUCAAUAAAAUUCAAUUUCACCUUUCUAUUUUUCAAAUGGAACAUAAAAACGAAUCAAACUUCAUCAUUAUUCAUAUUUUUUAUGAAUAAUUUGAAACAGUGGAUUUUUUUGUCAAUUUGUUAUAUUUUCAGGAAGCUCGAUUGACUCAAAAAUAUUCUUCACAAGCCAUUCAAAAACUGAAAUUGGAUCAAUAUUCAUUGUAAGUUCACAUUUCCCGAAUUUCUCUUCAAAUCUCAAAAUUCCAUUUCAGAUAUGUUGAACGAGAAUGGUGGAAAACUGGAAAAAGAAUGACAUUUUGGGCGACUUGGCGACAAUUGAGAGAUGUUAAAAGAAGACAACAAGUUCAAGUGAGUUUUCUUUUGGGGCGUUUUGCAAUUAGACUAGGAAAAGGAGAGUUCCUUUUUUUGUUGGUCAUCAAUCUUCGUAGAUUGUUUGAAGGAUGAAGGAUGAAGAAGUUUUUUUUUGGAAAAAAUAAUAUUUUUUCUUGAACUAUGACGUGGCAAUUUAAAAACUAUAUUUUUGAUUUAUCUUAUGUUUUCUAUUUUUACUUGAACGUUGACAAAUUUUAAAAAGUAUGUCGAAAAUAAUUUUUUUUUAAAUUAUAAAUAAGCAUUUUUAAAUGUAAAAUGUUUAUAAUAGAAAAUCUUUGAAACAGUGAGAUUUUUUUUUCGAAAAAUGUGCUUCCAUUAGAUUGUUUUGAAACUUGACCUGGUAUCAAGUUUGAGAUGAAUUUUCUCCGUUUGCCAAAAUUACUAGGUUUAAUGUGAUUAUUUUGUUGAAAACUUGAUUGAAACGAAUACCGCCAUAUCACGCAUCUCCGAAAAUUAUUUUCUAAUUUUUCAUGGAUUUUUUGAAACAGUGAAUUUUUUUCAUUGAAUUUUGCAAAUCAUUUUCGAUAAUAAAAUAAUCUGAGAAUCGAGGAAAUUCAAAAGUUAAAAAUGGAAAGAUAAUAUAUUUAUGACUUAUUUAUUUAUAUUAAUAAUUUUUAUUCAUCUUUUUUUUCAACACGAACUCGGUACUAUCACUGAACAAUUUGAAACUUUGGUGAUAUAAAAUCUUUGAAACAGUUAAUUUUUUUUAAAUAUAUUAGUUCAAUUUUUGAAUUUUUUUUUACAAAUGAAAUUCAACGUAAUGCCAAGUUACUCUUUGAUUGUAUUGAAUUUUUGAAACAGUAAAAAUUCACAAAACAAUUUUUCAAUUAUUUUUCACAGGAAGUCGGUGCCGAUCGAAUGCGUCUAAAAGCCAUCAAAUUCAACACAAUCCUUCCGCAAGCGAUCCGCGACGAAGCCGCCGACAAACUCUUCACCGCUCGUCGCUACGAUCAUCCGCGUCUCAUCUUGAACAUGUGCCAAUUCACCGGAAGACAACGCGGUAAAAUAAAACCGUAUCGUUUGAGUCGACAUUUGUUCCGAAAAAUGGCCGAUCAUUCGUCGUUGAGUGGAGUUCAAAGAGCCAUGUGGUAG
Messenger RNA from Caenorhabditis angaria, 6663 nucleotides. NCBI's taxonomy places the organism in Eukaryota, Metazoa, Nematoda, Chromadorea, Rhabditida, Rhabditidae. The record is from the annotation of a GenBank genome assembly.